Mesitornis unicolor (brown roatelo) is the source of this 960-nucleotide messenger RNA. It is a transcript of the gene IL12B, whose product is annotated as interleukin 12B. The transcript is spliced from 6 exons. NCBI's taxonomy places the organism in Eukaryota, Metazoa, Chordata, Aves, Mesitornithiformes, Mesitornithidae. Gene Ontology annotation, molecular function: cytokine receptor activity; protein binding. The annotation marks the transcript as partial. Gene Ontology annotation, cellular component: external side of plasma membrane. Gene Ontology annotation, biological process: cytokine-mediated signaling pathway; immunoglobulin mediated immune response. The record is from RefSeq and is a predicted model, not a curated record.
UUUGUCUUACUUUCAUUAUUUUCCUUUGCCGCUCUUCUGGAAGCACAGUGGAAACUGAGGGAAAAUGUGUACGUCAUAGAAUCAGAGUGGAAUGAUGAGACACCAGCUAAAAGAGUGGAGCUCACCUGUAACACAUCUGAUGAAACACUGCCAGUUUACUGGAAAAAGGGCACUGAACUGAAAGGAACUGGAAAGACACUGAUUGCUGAAGUGAAAGAGUUUCCAGAUGCUGGCAACUACACCUGUCUGCUAGCUAAUACCCAUGAAAUCAUCAGCUACGAUUUCUUCCUCAUAACGAAAAUAGACUCCAAUGGGCAAAUGAUAAGGUCAAUCCUGAAGAGCUUUAAAGAGCCAGACAGGACAUUUUUAAAAUGUGAAGCAAAGAACUACUCUGGAAUUUUCAUAUGUUCAUGGAUGACAGAAAAUGAGAGUCCAGAUGUGAAGUUCACAAUCAGAAGUCUAAAAGGCUCUCAAGGAGACGUAACUUGCAGCAGCCCUGUAGCUCACACUGAGAAAUCAGUGACCAAGUACACAGCCCAGUGCCAGAAAGAAAACUACUGCCCGUUUGCUGAAGAGCACCAGCCAACUGAGAUGUUCCUGGAGGUCAUUGACGAGGUGGAAUAUGAGAACUACACUAGCAGCUUCUUCAUCAGAGAUAUCAUAAAACCCGACCCACCUCAAUGUCAGUAUGUUGCCACAAAUGGAACAGUGACCUGGACGUACCCCAGAACAUGGAGCACACCAAAGUCCUACUUCCCUUUGACUUUCAGGGUCAAAGUUGAAAGUACAAAGAAACGCAAAAGCCAGGUCUAUGAUGCUGAUGAGCAGUCUAUUCAGAUUCCAAUGGCUGGGCCAAAAGACAAGAUCUCUGUGCAGGCCAGGGAUCGCUAUUACAACUCAUCCUGGAGUGAGUGGUCUUCACUUUGCAGGUAAGACUUAAAGAACCUUCUACUGGAGGAG